Eucalyptus grandis is the source of this 780-nucleotide messenger RNA. RefSeq names its product polyubiquitin. The record is from RefSeq and is a predicted model, not a curated record. Lineage: Eukaryota; Viridiplantae; Streptophyta; Magnoliopsida; Myrtales; Myrtaceae. Gene Ontology annotation, molecular function: protein binding. The coding region runs from base 195 to 506 and encodes 103 amino acids. The transcript has 5 exons.
CCAUACAUAGUAUACACACGACCCAGACGACCGACCGGUCUGCUCCCAAUUUCCCCAGCUCAGGAAGCAUCCAGUGUCCCGUGCUUUCGCAGCACUCGAGGCGACAACGACAUGGAGUCCUUCUAGGUGCAGGAGCUCGGAGACGGGAGCGUCGGAAGUGAUCGCCUGAUUGCUUCGUGUGGGGGCCCUUCAAAAUGAGUAUGUACAUUCGCGUUAAGCGGAGUAAGACGACUUACUUUAUCCAGUGUGAACCAACUGAGACAAUUCUUAAUGUCAAGGAGAAACUGCAAAACCUCACAGACCAACCUGCUACUGAUCAACGUUUGAUCUUGGUAGGGACUGGGGAAGUGCUGGAGGAUUCAAAAUCACUAGCUGAUCAAAAGGUUGAAAAUGAUGCCGUGGUUGCACUGACCUUGAGGAAAGAUGACAAUGAGUUCGAGGAAGUGAACAUUGUUCGGCCAAACGAUUAUUGCCAAUCUGUCGAUGGAGAUGGAAGCAAAUGGUGAACGUAGCGGACACUCUUCUCUAAGCUCUGUAUCAAAAGUUUCCUCACUUAUGUGAGGGAAUUGUGAUAACUUAUCUUGAAAAGAAGAGCAUGCACUUGAGAGACCUAGGGAUCAUAAGAUGGUAAAUAAUUGUUCGAAAGUUCGACAUGUAUUUGAUUGUCGGCAUGUCAGAUAAUCGUCAGUUGACAAUCUGUAGUUCAUUGGAAUUUUUGUUGCAGAUCGCGUUAGUUCUGUUUGGAGAAUGCAUGCACCAUUAAUAUGGUUUCACCCCAAA